This is a messenger RNA of Macrobrachium nipponense, 5695 nucleotides long. RefSeq names its product transmembrane protein 184B-like (gene Tmep). Lineage: Eukaryota; Metazoa; Arthropoda; Malacostraca; Decapoda; Palaemonidae. Gene Ontology annotation, molecular function: transporter activity. Gene Ontology annotation, cellular component: membrane. The record is from RefSeq and is a predicted model, not a curated record. Gene Ontology annotation, biological process: transport.
GCGAGUCAUCUUCAGUUCAGUGCUGACAACAUCCCCGUUGAGUGUGUGUACGUAGAGGUGUUUGUGUACGACGAAAUCCAUUAUUCUCGUUGGAGUUAUUUUUCGUAAUUGAUGUGCGUCUGGUAUUCGAAUCAGAGAGUGAUAUGUGCUUGAUUAUUGAAACACUGAGUGAUUUUCAAAUACUAGGAUAGCGAUUUGCUGAGUUAGGAAAUAACGAGAGAGGCGUCCGUCAGCAGCGUGAUGAGUACUGGCAGUGGCGGUGGCGUCUCGGACUCUCCCACGACGGUGGCGGGGCUGGCGACGGAGGCGGUGACGGGAGGCGUCACCAACACCGCCUCCGAAGUCACCACCGUGAUUCCGGACAUCUCCACGAUUGAGCCCAUCGACCCCACCCAAGAACCCCUGUUCCUUCAGACUACAGCCGCACAAGCCAUUGCAGGGGCGUUCGUCUGGGCCGCCCUUCUCAUUACCUGCCACCAGAUCUACCAGCACUUGAGAUUCUACAGCAAUCCAGCGGAGCAACGAUGGAUUGUGCGCAUCCUGCUGUUCGUCCCAAUUUACGCAUUCGAUUCAUGGAUUUCCUUAUUGUUCUUCAACAAGGACAACUAUUACAUAUAUUUUGAUACCCUCAGGGACUGCUAUGAAGCGUUUGUCAUUUACAACUUCUUGAGUCUGUGUUAUGAGUACCUGGGUGGAGAAGGCAACAUCAUGAGUGAAAUCAGAGGAAAACCCAUCAGGUCGUCAUGCAUGUAUGGGACUUGUUGCCUUGCCGGAAAAACAUACACCAUAGGAUUUUUGAGGUUCUGCAAACAAGCCACUCUUCAGUUCUGUGCAGUCAAACCAGUAAUGGCCUUCAUUACAAUUAUUCUACAGUUUCUUGGAAAAUAUCAUGACGGUGAUUGGAGCCCUGAAGGAGGAUAUUUGUACAUCACAAUUAUAUACAACAUAUCUGUAUCACUGGCUCUGUAUAGCCUUUUUUUGUUUUAUUUUGCAACUAGAGACCUUUUGCAACCAUUUGAACCUGUUCUUAAGUUCUUUACAAUCAAGUCUGUCAUUUUUUUGUCAUUUUGGCAAGGUGUGUUACUGGCCAUCCUUGAAAAGGCUGAAAUAAUCCAAGGUAACCCAGAUCUCAACACAGGUACAGUGUCUGCAGGUUAUCAGAACUUUAUCAUCUGUAUUGAGAUGUUCUUCGCUUCUGUAGCUCUUCGAUAUGCAUUCCCUUACCAGAUUUAUGGUGAUUUCAAUGGAACAGGACCUGGAAGAUCAGUAACAAUGCAAAGCAUCUCGUCAUCCCUAAAGGAAACCAUGAACCCAAAAGAUAUCAUGACGGAUGCCAUACAUAACUUCCAUCCGCAGUAUCAACAAUACACUCAGUACAGUGCAGGCGAAGGUGGCCGCCCAACCCAAGUGCUCACUCAUAGCCAUGAUAUGGAGGAACUCCGCCCAGACCUUUUGCCUGUCUCCUGUACCAGCAGCAGCACUGGGGCCUCAGACACUAAUGCCUUUAGCAUUACCACUACCACAUCUCCUACUAAAAGCAGUAGUGGUGUAGAUGGUGGUGGUGGUGGUGGUGUAGGUACUGUGGUGGGCUCAGGCCUCAGUGUUAUCUCCACUGCAGUACCUGCACAACAGUCCCAGCAACCUGUGAAACUACCUCCACCGCCCUCUAAAGGUGGAACCACAAGAGGCUCUGGACACACUGCAGUAAGCACCUAUGAUGCAGAUGAAGUACCUAGAUCUAAUGGUAACAAUGGAACUCACACAGUAGGUGGAGCCAAUGGAGUGGGUUCAAGAGGUACUCAGAAUGGAGGUCGCAAUGGAAAUGGAAGGUCACCUUAUAAUGAAAAAACUAUGUUAUUAAGCUCUGAUGAUGAAUUUCAGUGAGGGGAAAACAUACACACACCAUAAAAGCAAAGGCACCAGGUAGAGAAGUACAGUACUGUACACCUGUUCAUCAUCAUCAAAAUGUAACAAUUGGAACUUUCCGGGAAAAAGGGACUGUGUGGUAACAAGUUGAAAACAUUGAAUAGUCUGUAUAUUUCUAAAGCUUUUGUUAGUUUCAAGAAAUAAACCCUGGGAAAGUUCUCAAGCCUGUUUUAAGCCUUAUAUUUUUUUUUAGCAAAAGUUGUAAGGCAUAGAUUUAGUUUAUAUUUUAAUUUUUUCUUGUUAACUUAUUUGAAGUUUAUUAUUUUUUCUAUCAUGAAUCAUUCCUUUUCUGCAUUUUGCCGUAAGGUGCUAAACAGGUUUGAUAGAAUGAUUUUUUGAAAUGUUUCCACUGAAAGUGUCUUUUUAGUGUCAACAUUUACUGGCAUCAUUCAUUCAGUUAAAAACAAUUUGUUUAUGCAGCAGGUUAGUAAGUGUGCAAUUCCUUCAUGCCUUUCAUUUUUCUGUAUCAGAGCAAAUGGAAUUAUGUAUUAUAGCAAUUUGUAAAGGCACUGUUAUACUUAUUAAUCCUGCGCAUGCUUUAGAAUUUACAUAGAUAUAUUAUUUAUGUGACAGGCCUCUCUCUUACAGAUAAUGCGCAGUGUGCUGUAAUUUACUGAUGUGGAUAUUUUCAUGCCAGUGCUAUUUAGUAUUGAUUAGCCCUUUUUUAGAGCCUAUAGUCCAUUGGAAAUUAUUAACACCUAAUUGUUUACAAAACCCAAACAAUAACCAAACAUUGGAACAGUAGGCCAGUCACAAAUGUUAGGUGAUUAAUUUUUUUACAUGUACUUGAAGAGCUGUCAUUGCAUAAAUGUUUUGUAUGUUUUUUUAUCAGGGGUUUUAGUAAAGCUCUUAACAUCAGUAAAUAAUUCUUGAAUAAAAAAUGUUUAGCUGUUCCUUAAUGAAUAUUGUUUUCUUGCAACAUUAAAGAUUUUGAAGAGACCUCUUGAAGGCUAUAUAAAAAGUAGCAUUCUUUGAGCUCUUCUUGAACAAGUAUGACUAUAUUGGGUAAUGAGUGUGCUGUCUCUGGAUGUUGUUCUCUCUGAUAUCUUAUACUCUACAAUUCAGGAACCUACUAUUAAUACCAGAAACUAAAUGUAAUUGGAAAUGAGGCUGCAUGGGACUUAAAGGUUCUCUUUAACAUGCUUAAACAUCAAGUUUGUAACUUUUGGAAAUACUGAUACACUAUUAUCCUGAGCUCAAUGGAUUUCAUUUAUUAAGUGUCAGUUUCUUUUAUAUUUUUGUACUCCGCAUUAUUAGAGGGAGUACUUUUAACAGCUGGACAUGCCCUUUUUUAUUUUUUUUUUCUUCUGUGCCUGUCUUGAUAGAUGUGCAGAAGUCCUCCCAUCACAUUUUUAAUGUUGGCAUUCCUUAAGACCAUGGCUUUACAAUUAUAUACUGAAUUUUUCAGUAAGUAGCAGUGGCAGUUUUAGUAGUUUUCUUGUGCUAUGGUUUUUAUAAAUUUUAGUUGCAAUAUUCUUUUUAUUUAGAAUUCAGUGCAAUAUAUAAUUUGACCAUAUUUAGGACUCCUCAUAAGUAGUGGUAGAUUUUUUGGGAAGGUCAGGUUAUGCAGGUUUUGAUUUCAUUUUGGUCAGGCAGGGAAUAUAUCAUGAUUGCUGUUAAUGUUGGUAAAUUUAGUUUCCAAAAGUGGUUAUUGCUGCUGUUCACAAGAUGUGGCACAAUAAGUUAUUUUUUACACAUUUCGGUUUGAAGACAUUUCAACUAAACGCCCUUAUUAUAAGACCAGUAAUAUAUCUAAGAUAUUUGGCAAUGUCUCCAAAGUAAAUGUAACCAUCUACUGUAAAGGGUAUUGUUGUUGCAGUGUUAGACAUAGCAUAUUGUCACAAAUGUUAUAAAUCUUCCAGAUGUUAUUCGAUUCAUACAUACAUCCUUUAAUUUUUUUUAACAAAUAGCUAAAAGUUCUUGUUUAUUUUAUGUAAUAAAGAAAACUGGGCAAUGUACACUGUAUCUUAAAAACCAAAGAGUUUCUUGCUAUGCCAAUUAGUAUGUAUGGAUAUUCAAGAACAGUUGCUAUAUUGUGGUUUAUUAGAUUCUUUUGGGUGAAAUAUGCACAAGUAAAUUUUUUUUUUUUUUGUGCCAAUCCUUUACCUUUAAUGCUGAUGUACUUAAGGGAUUCCUGUUGAUAUAUGGAAUUAAACAGUUGUGUAGUAUCCAUAUACUGGUAAUCAUGAUUUAUACAAAAAUUUUAUUUUAAUGUCAAUUAGUUUAUGCAGAGUCAGUAGAUGAAAUGCUGUAAUAUAUUUUAGGAUAUCUUUUGACAAAAAUAGGCUAAACAAGAGUGAAUGUUUCUACUGUGUGACUGCCCUCGAUAAAUGAUACAGACCUCUCGUACAUUAAAAGUGCAUUGAAACUAAAUAAUAUUUAAAAGGGAAAAAUUAAUUAUAGGUUUUAGUCACAAAUGUUUAGGAGCAAGAUGUUCACUGGAAAUUCAAAUGUAAUAAACGUGAAAGAUGUGUGAAAUACUUAAAAUUGGAAAGGAUACAAGGAGAUACUGUACCAAUGUCAGUAAAAAAUGUAUUGUGUAUAAAUGUGAAAUACUUGUAUACAUUAUGAUACAGUAUACAUAUAUAGGUUUAGCUAAAUUGCACUAAUUACGGGAUCUUAAUAUUGUUUAUUCUUUUUUCUUAAAAGGAACAAACAUUUACUGCAGUAAUUUUCGAGCUUUCUUUUCAUCAAAAGCUUUAUAUUUUUCUGUUAAAGAGUUGUCAUGCAUUUCUAGUCACUAAACUGAUUUCAUGUGGUUUGUCUCAUCACUGACCAUUCAAUCAACCCCCAGUACAUUUGGACUCCUCACCAUGAUACUUUUUAAUAGAUCACUGUUUUGACUGUCACAAUGGGAGAUAUCUUUGGCACCAAUGAAAGUUUCACAAUUUCUCAAAGCAGCUUUAAGAAUAUAUUGAAUUUUUUAUGCUUUUCAAGGUACUGUAUCGCAGAAUAAUUUGGGGCAAACUUGAAUACUGCUUGAAUAGCUGUUGAAAUUGAGGGGUUAUAGAAAUAAACUGUAUCAAUUACUUUAAAAAGGGUUGCAAACUUCACCCGAGAGGUGCAAGCAAUGUUCCUAACUACUAGAAAGAAUAAGGACUUGGGAACAGCCAUUUUAUUGCACUAGUAAUGUACUUAAUUUAUAUAAACUCUGUUAUAACACUUGUUAAAGCUCAGGAUAUUUGACUUUUAAGGUUGCAUUAAGUAACAACAACUAUCUCUUUAGUCAAAACAAAUGAGAAACAUCUUUCAUAGGAAGAAUACAUUUAUACUAUAUAUUUUAGUUAUUGGCAUCCGUGCAAAAGCACUCUGUGAUUGUGCUACUGAAUUUUUAUUUGCUGCAUUUUUAAAACAUAGAUACAUGGUAUUUUUAUUAAUGCUAGAUAUUACUUUUAGGGGCUUUGUAUUAAACAGCCUUAUUUCCUGAGUUAGAAGAAUUAACAAGCUGAUUUCUGAAGGGAUGGGGCAACAUAUUCUUCUUAUACUGAAAUGUCAUUGCAUUUUCUAUUGUGCUUGAAAAUGGUAGUAUAGACUUGCAAGUUAUUUUUGAAGAUUUCUAAUGAAAAAGCAAGUCUAAUUUAAAUUUAUUUCUUGUGUAAUUCUGUGAUUUCUCAAACUGAACUUUGUAAUAAUUGUGUUAAUAUCGUCACUAUUGUAUAAUCUUGAUAUGUUGUACAAGAGCAUAUGUGUAGCAUGUAGCGUAUAGAUAUAUAUAUGAAAAAAAUAUAUAUAUAUUAUAAGGUAUGAAAUAAAUAAAAUGGCUUCAUAA